This is a messenger RNA of Nicrophorus vespilloides, 987 nucleotides long. RefSeq names its product serine proteinase stubble. The record is from RefSeq and is a predicted model, not a curated record. Lineage: Eukaryota; Metazoa; Arthropoda; Insecta; Coleoptera; Silphidae. Bases 19 to 987 code for a protein of 322 amino acids. Gene Ontology annotation, molecular function: serine-type endopeptidase activity. Gene Ontology annotation, biological process: proteolysis. The transcript has 6 exons.
ACCCAGGGAAUCAUCGAUAUGCUGGGAAGAAUGAUUCCACAGUCAUGCCGUUACAAAGGUGUGAAAUAUGAAUGCGGCUUGAGCAUAAGCUGCGUUUUAGGUGGAGGAAGACCACUAGACUUAUGUUCUGGAGGGAUGAUCUGGGCCUGUUGCGUCGACAGGGAUACGCAUUCAUCCUCCUCCUCUCAUCACACUCCAGACCAAGGAGUACUAAAUAACGCCAGUUGCGGGGAGCUUUACACGCGAAGCAACAGGAUUGUGGGUGGCCACUCUACAGGAUUUGGGUCUCACCCUUGGCAGGCAGCUUUAAUCAAGACGGGCUUCCUCAGCAAGAAACUCGCUUGCGGCGGAGCCCUGCUCAAUGAAAGAUGGAUAGUCACUGCCGCUCAUUGUGUUGCCACAACUGCAAAUGGAAAUAUAAGGGUGCGUCUUGGUGAGUGGGAUGUUCGGGACACUGAGGAAAGACUGUCUCAUGAGGAAUAUUCCGUGGAGAGGAAGGAAGUCCAUCCAUCCUACUCUUCAGCGGAUUUCAAGAACGACGUCGCUUUGGUUAAGCUCGACAGGAACGUUAGAUUCAAGCAACACAUCAUCCCCGUUUGCUUACCAUCCCCACAGCUGAAAUUGUCUGGUAAAAUGGCGACAGUCGCUGGAUGGGGAAGAACAAGACACGGCCAAGCAACAGUUCCUUCUGUUUUACAAGAAGUAGACGUCGAGGUUAUACCAAAUGAGAGAUGCCAAAGGUGGUUCAGAGCAGCAGGACGUCGUGAAACGAUCCACGAUGUUUUCAUUUGCGCAGGAUACAAAGAGGGUGGACGUGAUUCGUGUCAGGGCGACUCCGGAGGUCCUUUGACGAUGAACGUCGACGGGAGGAGGACUCUCAUAGGACUCGUUUCGUGGGGCAUAGGAUGCGGAAGGGAGCAUCUCCCUGGAGUCUAUACCAACAUCCAGAAGUUCGUUCCAUGGAUAGAUGCAAUCAUGGAUCGCUAA